This is a messenger RNA of Trichechus manatus latirostris (Florida manatee), 1673 nucleotides long. Its product is annotated as very-long-chain 3-oxoacyl-CoA reductase-like. The transcript has 3 exons. NCBI's taxonomy places the organism in Eukaryota, Metazoa, Chordata, Mammalia, Sirenia, Trichechidae. The record is from RefSeq and is a predicted model, not a curated record. Bases 276 to 563 code for a protein of 95 amino acids. Gene Ontology annotation, cellular component: endoplasmic reticulum. Gene Ontology annotation, molecular function: oxidoreductase activity.
UUAAAUCAAAAUUUGAUCUGAAUACUAUAUUUGGUAAGAAAAUAGGUAUUUUAGUCACAGGUAAAAACAACUUGAGGUUUUAUUUUAGGGUUCCUCCUACAUUUGAAAGAAAAAGAAUGAUUAGAAAUUAGACCGUUAAAUAGUUUAUUAUUAUUAUUAUUAUUGUUUGUUUGUUUCCAUGGCGACAAAUUAGGCAGAUUGAUGUAAUGUGUGUGUUUUCUUCUCACCCCCACCUCUUCUAGGCUUUUGUAGAUUUCUUCUCUCAGUGCCUCCAUAUGGAGUAUAAGAGCAAGGGCAUCUUUGUGCAGAGUGUCUUGCCAUUCUUCGUAGCUACAAAACUGGCUAAAAUCCGAAAGCCAACUUUGGAUAAGCCCUCUUCGGAGACAUAUGUGAAGUCUGCAAUGAAAACAAUAGGCUUGCAGUCCCGAACCAGUGGAUACCUGAUCCAUUCUCUCAUGGCCUCAAUAAUCUCAUCCCUGCCUUCUUGGAUUUACUUGAAAAUGGCCAUGAAUUUGAACAAGUCUACGCGGGCUCGCUAUAUGAAGAAAACCAAGAAGAAUUAAGCACUGAUGACUGCAUUGAGUACCUUCACCAGAUGCCCUAGCCUCUGCAUGUGCACCGCAAGGCACUCUCUUGCCUCCUAACCCUUCAGUUGUCCUUUUGAUUGUUACUAACAUGGCUAAAUGUUGCAUAAUUGGGAGGAAAGUUAAGUUGUUCUUAGGAUACUACCAGGAGUUAUUCUGAAGUUUAAUAUAAAUGCUCAUAUCAAAUGGAUAUCAAAUUAAUAUUAGCCAGAACAGCUUAAUGGGAAGGGAUACAAGUACAGCAAAUCACAGAAUCAUAGUGUCAGACAAAACUCAACUCUUGCACCUGGUUCAAAAUGCCAGUGAUCAUUAUCCUUCUAGUUUCUCUGAAACAGACUUUAAAAAGUAAUGACUAGCUACUCUCUUUUGUUUCUAACACUUUGAGGGAAGGGAGAUUAGUUGGUAUUAUUUAUGGGAGGACAUACUGCAAUUUACAUAGAUCUCUGUAAGGUCUUCUAAAAGUAUGUUCCAGUCUGUUCAUUUACAUGAAAGAAUAAUUUCUCAAAGGUAGCUAAUGGCAUGAAAAUAAUUCAUGAAAUAAUGGAGUUGUUUCUGACACAUGAAACCCACUAAUAUAUGCUUUCCCCUAACGCAUAUUUCUUUUCAGUUUAAAUGUGUCUAAAUACUGAAAGCUAUAUGGUAUGAUUUAUGAAGGUAAAUGGACCAAAAUGUACUUUGAGACUGGCAGCCACCUAUGGUGCCACUGACCCAGGAAAGCCCGGGCCCUCACUGCUAGCGCUCACAUGUGUGAAAACAGGCUACUCCUCUAACAAUAUCACAGAACUGGUAUUACACUUUUUAAAUCAGUACCCUAUAGGUACUGAUAUAAUUAGUUUUAAUAAAAGAUGAUAUAACCACGGUGUUGAUUGAAAAUACGUUUUUUGGUGCUUGAAAUUAAGGCCAUGUUUAGAUUGACCUGAAAUAAAGACUUAAUUUGUAUCCUGCUACAAAACUUUAAUGGAGAAUUCACUAAGAACUAAUCCAAGAUUGUGAAACUUGUAACACAAACCCUUACCUAGGCUGUGUAAGAGAUUUUAGCACCCAAAAUGUAGGAAGAACAUAAUUUCAGAAUAAAGGAUAAUCAUUUAA